Scatophagus argus is the source of this 9699-nucleotide messenger RNA. It is a transcript of the gene mcf2la, whose product is annotated as mcf.2 cell line derived transforming sequence-like a. The transcript is spliced from 31 exons. The coding region runs from base 3236 to 6991 and encodes 1251 amino acids. Gene Ontology annotation, cellular component: cytoplasm; extrinsic component of membrane. The record is from RefSeq and is a predicted model, not a curated record. Gene Ontology annotation, molecular function: guanyl-nucleotide exchange factor activity; protein binding. Lineage: Eukaryota; Metazoa; Chordata; Actinopteri; Scatophagidae. Gene Ontology annotation, biological process: intracellular signal transduction; positive regulation of Rho protein signal transduction.
AACUUACGAUACUGCAUGGACUAUUAUAGCAUGCUAUGAGUCCUUACUACAGUUAUUGAGAUGUGUACAGUCAUAAUGCAUAAUAAGCCCCAUCAGUCAGCCUGAUGUUUUAAGAUUGUUGAUACAGUGCAUCAGAAAGUGAUAUGAAAGUUUAUGAGAGUAGUUAUAAACCAUUAUGAAUGCAUGAUAAUACACCAUGAACGUUCCCAUAAUGAAUUAUAGAUGUGGUGCAAAUAUUUUUUUGAUAAAAAUGUUUGACUAUCCAGUGCAUAAGGCUGUGACCUCAAAAAGUAAGGAAAGUAAGUAUAUACUUAGAUAUACAAAUUCAGUACUUCAGGGAUAGUUCUGGUUUAUUACAAAUCUGGUCUUAUUUUCAUAGUUUUGAUCAUCCGUUCCUUUCAGUGGACGUAACAACAUUGUACCCAUCUAAGUAAUGGGAUAUCUGGGAAUACACACUACCACAACCUGAUUUUCCGCUCAGGGAUCAAUAAAAAUUUUAUGUUAAUCAAUAAUGUUCCAUUACAAUAUAUUGGAUGAUUGCUGCUUAAGUCGGCAAACGAAUGUAGACAAGAAAAAAAUACAAUAUUUGUCUCUGAACUGAAGUGGAGUACAAGUAUAAAGGAGCAGAAAAUUGAAAUAUUCAAGUAAUGUACAAGUACCUAAAUUCCUAAGUACAGUACUUUGUGUGUCAAUUUGAAAAGUUAAUGCAAUAAACCAGCUGCUGGCCUCAAGCUGUAAUAAACUUAAGUUAUCCAGAUUCCGAAGAAAUCAAAGUGUUGAAGGUGGAGCCGUAAAUCAGCCACCGGUGGUCAGAGCAGUUGGAGGAUAAAUCAGCAGAGACAGGACAUGUACCAUUAUAAACCCUCUGGCAUUUCCUGUCUCACGUCCAACGUGCUCUAUCAUCUAAAUCUGACACGAGGUAAACACACACACGCGCACACAGGCCUGCUUUCUGACAUCACUGUAACUGACCUCCGUUAUUAAAUUCAGAUCUUUUAAAGUCCCGUUAGCUCAAACUCUCUUGAAUCUCUUUGCGCGCUGAUAAUCUUAUCUCAGACUAAACUGAGAUUCAGCUUUAAUUCAGCCUUAAUCUAAUUCUUAAUCUGACAUGCCCACUGUCUUUCAUCUCCUCGUACCUAAUCUCAGCCCUUCAAUGAUUUCUACCCUGUUACCCUAUAACAUGACUACAUUUUAAUUCUGUGUUUUAGUAAAUGUUGACCCCCCGAUGAUGAAAGCGUCUCUCUCGCUCUUUCUGUUCAAAGAAACAGCCAGGAAUAAACGCGUGUCCUGUUUCCACUUUACCUUAAAAUCUGAUUGGAUGGAUGCACUGAUCUUCAUUCUGACUUACUGUAUAUAGUUGUUGAUGUACACAAUUUAUCUGGGCUAUCAUCCAACCACUGUGCAAGUUAAUAACUCUGCUGUGUGCUUUAUGUGGGCCUGUAAAGAUGGCUUGAUGGGAAUUUAAGAGAACACACAGACAAUGUGUGUGUGUGUGCAUGUGAGCAUGGAUUAUCCCCUUUGUGCUUGUCAGCAGCGUCAUAGAGGAGGUCUUAGGUCCUUAGGUGUCCAACAGCAAGUCCAUCUCGGCGUUCUAUUAUUUUACAAAGCUCUCACCACCGACUUAAAGCCGGUCUGAGAUUUACUCUUGUCAGACCUUUUUCUCAGUCACUCUGUUCUUAGCUUCCUCUGUCGUGAUGUUUGGAAAGUCUGUUGAGUCGGGUUCCUUGCCCUUCGUUUGUACCCCGAGGAUCCAUCUUUUAACGCUUACCUCAACAUCAGCCGUAACUUGUGCGUUUAAAAUGUUUGCGGAGGAUCAGAAGACGCAAUUAUAAUGUCAUUGUGGGCUUAGAAAGCAGGAGUCACAAAUCCCAUAGACCUCAGAAUGAGCAAUUUUACUAAAUAAGGACUUUUUCGACAUUUCACCACACCUGUAUUGUGCUUGCUUGUUUCAGUCUUUCCUGUUUUACUGCUUUUUGUAUUGGCUGGGAUUAUCGCAUUUCUGCAUCAGCUCCCGGAGGAGUUACUGUAUUCCCCUUUUAUGCAAAGCGACGCAGCGACAGUUUAAAAAUGGCUGUUUUCCUCAGCAAUGCUGCAUUUUAUGAACUGAGCUCCUGAGGGUCUAAUCACAUUUUCGCCAGUCCUUGUGUGUAUAUGUGUGUGUGUGUGUGUGUUUGGGACACACUGGGUCCCCCUGCCUGUCUUCACUGGCAUUGUGUGUGUUUUGUGUCUGUGAGAGAGUGUGAGAAAAGCAGAGGAAAACAGAGAAAGAGGCCUCCGUUGCCUCUGGCAGAAAGCGAGUCUUGCAUUUGAACUGUGUACAGUACACACAUUAAUUGUGUUUGCUUUACAUUAGCCUAAUGUGAGCCUAACUUUUAUUUAACAUCUCUUAAAACUUGGUGCGCUCAGAUCUUGGUUGGAACAGCCAAAAGAGAAGCAAACACCCAAGACCAAUGUGAUUUUCAUAGCAUCUUGAACUAAAAGGGCUGUAAGUCAUUUUUAAUUUUAUGAACAUGGAGUUUGUCAUCACUAGCAGAAACAGAUCUAAUGGACACACAAGGCUUUUGAGAUUGGCGUCGAAGUAACACCUAUUUGCUUUCUCACAACUUCACAUCCUUCUUAGAAGGCUGAAUCAGACACAUGCACCACAAAAAAUCUUAACAGACGGUUUUAAAAAAACUGAUUGGCAUCGGCCAAGAGAUCCUUUUUGUCUCGGCUAAUUUGCUAUUUCAAACUGCCCGACAUGCAAAACAAAGACAUGUAUUCAUGCAAUAAUCUAAUUUAUCAGAUAAAUGUAAUGGAAGCACACUGGAGACAGAUUAUAUGUGGAAGGAUGACAAACGGUAAUCGUUAUCAUGUCUUGGGACUGCAGACAGCUGUACACAAAUGAAUUUUUUGGUUUGAUUAUUUAUUUUUUACAGACUUCCACUUUGUGUCACAUCCAGCUUUUCUCUGCAUCAGUGAAAACAGUGUGAAAUGUGACACUGAGGGGGGCGGGUCAUGUGAAACUCCGCCUGCUUGCUGGUUGGCACAAAUGAGAAAGGGGGAGGUGUGUGUGUGUGUGUGUGUGUGUGUGUGUGCAGGCUGCGAUGUGCAGUGACAGCUCAGUAAGCCGUCUGAAGCGCUCGGCUGUGGCGGAAUGGGCUGCCUGAACUUCCACUGUGAUGUUCUCUGACAGAAGAUGUGUCUGUGUGUGAAUGUGUUUUAGCUGUGUAUAUGAGUGUGUGUGUGUGUACACAUGUGUAUCAGGGAGCAUACAUGUACCGGCAACACGAUGGCUCUAAACCGAGUGUCUCAACUCUGUCACGAUAUCACCAGGCUGUGGCUGCAGCUGAAGAUGAUGACAGAUGACAUUCUGCAGAGGGAUGAUGGUCCUCUGUGUGCAGCAGAAAUUGGCUCAGAACUCCAGAAGCAGUUUGCCAUCCUGCCAGGGGGCCGUGGGAUGAACGGGAGCCCCAUCAUCGUCUUCCCAGAAUUCCCAGCUUUCGGCGAGCUGGAGGAGGGAGAGGUCCAGAAUGUCCUUGACUACCUCACCAGUGUCCCCAGUGUUGCAGCAUCAGGAGUGGGUUUCAUCCUGGUCAUCGACAGACGACUGGACCGAUGGGCCGCCGUCAGGGCAACCCUGCUCCGCAUCGCUGGUUCAUUUCCAGGGAACUUGCACUUGGUUCUGGUGUUGCGUCCCACUACUUUCCUCCAGCGGACUCUGUCAGACUUCCUGUUCAAGUUCAACAAGGAUGAGUUCAAAAUGAAGGUGGUGAUGCUGAGUUCAGUGACUGAGCUCCACGCCUAUAUCGACCCAGGACAACUGACCACAGAGCUGGGAGGCACCCAGGAGUACUGCCAUGACAGCUGGAUCUCACACCGCACUGCAAUCGAGGCAUUCGCCCUCAUGGUGAAGACUACGGCUCAGACCCUGCAGGCGUUUGGCACUGAGCUCGCGGAAACGGAAUUACCUAACGAUGCCGAGGCCACCACCAGCCUGCUGUGCACACACUCUCUGAAGAAGGAUAAAAUGAAGGAGGACCUACAGGUGGCGCAGUCUCAAGGGGGACGUCUGUUGGAUUGUAUCAACGAGCCUCUACAGACAGACCCGGAAUACAGCAUGACUUAUGAUGAAGUGGAAAACUUAGCUACUGUACAAAGACUGCUGGGUCAGCUGGACGAAACGGAGACAGCGUUUGAUGAUUUCUGGGAGCGUCACCGCACCAAGCUGGAACAGUGUCUACAGCUCCGCCAUUUUGAGCAGCACUUCCGUGAAGUGCGCGCCCACCUCGAUGUGAUGUCGGAGCGGUUGUCCGGUUUCUCUGAGGUCAGUGUGAGCCCCGCCCAUGCUGAGCACGUCCUGCGAGAGCUCGGCGGCCAUGAGGAAAAAGCCUGUGAUGUUCUAGACCGUGCCCUGUCCCUGGCUGGCGAAGGCGACAGGCUGAUAGAAAAUUCCCACUAUGCCGAGGACUCCAUCAGGCCGAAGUGCAGCGAGCUGAGGGGAGUGUGCGAGGAGAUCAGCUCCACUCUGAGGACCAAGAAGAGCCUCCUGCUCAGGGCGAUGGAGUUCCACCAUGCGCUGGAGAAGGCAUCCCGAUGGUGUGAGGAGGGCAUCUUCCUGUUGGCGAGCCAGCCGGUGGACCGCUGUCAGUCUCAGGAUGGGGCUGAAGCAGCUCUGCAAGAACUGGAGCGAUACCUGGACACCGCGCCGCUCCACACCCUCGCCGACCGCAACACCAUCUGCUGCCAGUACGAGGCGACGCUCACCCCUCAGCUCAGGGACCAGGUAGAGAGAGUUUUCCAGAAGCAAAGCUCAGUGCAGGAGAUGUUUGAGAAGAGGCGCAUCAGCCUGAAGAAGCUCGCCGCCAAACAGACCAGACCAGUCCAGCCAGUUGCGCCGAGACCUGAAGUGAAGUCUCCGCUCUCCUCUCCGAAUCAGCAGAGGAAAGAGAGAAGAUACUCUGCAGAUAACGCCAUCUGCAAAAAGGUGGAGUCUCCUGUACAUAAUGGUGGCACCAGGCAUGCCUCUCUCUCAGAAGAAGAAGAAAACCUGGCAGUGCUUCGGCGCCAUGUUAUGAAUGAACUGCUGGAGACAGAGAGAGCAUAUGUGGAGGAGCUACUGUGUGUGCUGGAGGGCUAUGCAGCAGAGAUGGACAACCCUGCCAUGGCUCACCUCAUCCCCAGCACCCUGCUAAGCAAGAAGGACGUUCUGUUCGGCAACAUGUCUGAAAUCUAUCAAUUUCAUAAGAGGACAUUUCUAAAGGAGCUGGAAGCGUACACUGACUGCCCAGAACUUGUGGGCCGCUGCUUUUUAGAAAGGAUGAAGGACCUGCAGAUCUACGAGGCCUACUGCCAGAAUAAACCCCGCUCGGAGAGCCUAUGGAGACAGUGCUCCGACUGUGCCUUCUUCCAGGAGUGCCAGAAGAAGCUGGAACAUAAACUCGGUUUGGACUCCUACCUCCUUAAACCUGUCCAGAGAAUCACCAAAUACCAGCUACUGCUUAAGGAAAUGUUGAAGUAUAGUAAGGGCUGCGAUGGCUCUGAUGACCUACAGGAAGCCCUUUCCUCCAUUUUGGGGAUCCUUAAGGCUGUUAAUGACUCCAUGCACCUCAUCGCCAUUACAGGAUAUGAGGGCAACCUGUCAGAUCUGGGCCGCCUGCUGAUGCAGGGCUCCUUCAGCGUGUGGACGGAGCACAAAAAGGGUCACGCCAAAGUCAAGGACCUGGCCCGCUUCAAGCCCAUGCAGAGGCACCUGUUCCUGCAUGAGAAGGCCCUGCUCUUCUGCAAGAGGAGAGAGGAGAACGGGGAGGGCUAUGAGAAAGCUCCGUCUUACAGCUUCAAACACUCCCUCAGUAUGAGUGCGGUGGGCAUUACAGAGAACGCCAAAGGAGACAAUAAGAAGUUUGAGAUUUGGUGUAACUCCAGAGAUGAGGUUUUUAUAGUCCAGGCUCCGACACCAGAGAUUAAAACAGCGUGGGUGAACGAGAUCCGCAAAGUUCUGACCCAACAGCUCCAAGCCUGCAGAGAUGCCAGUCAGCAGAAGAGCUCAGACUCUGUGUCUCCAAGUUCCACCAGCAACAACACCUCCACCUCCCUCAGUCCCUUUCGUAGCAGUGGUCAGAAAAACCAGAAGAAGCAGCAGCAGGAGGAGAAGAAGGCGGAGCCGAGCACGAUAUCUGAGGUCAACUCCUCUUCUUCACCGAAACACAAAGGUGAAGGUUUUAUGAAUGCUGCACCCAGGAAAUAUGUUCUUGUUUUGUCCAUAGUCCAAUUGAAAGCUGCAGUGGAAACUGAUCUGAACUCUUCUUUUCUUCACCACCGUCAUCUUCUCUAUGUCCUCAUUUUUUCUUAUUUUGGGCUACAUUUAUUUAUUUAUUUUAUAACUGCAACACUCUGUUAUUUUCCUCCCGCCUUCCAUUUCAAACCAUUGCUUCCAGAUGAACCAGUGACCAGUCCGACCACUGACAGGUCUUCAGUGGCUAAAAAGCGUUUUACUUUGCAGGGCUUCAGCAAUCUCAAGAGCCCGAAAGGCUCAGCCCUGAGCCCUGAGCAUGGCUCCAAACGUCACUUGGUCAAGAGUGACCCCACACCGUUUGGGUUCAAAGGCUGGAACAAGGCGUCUCUCUCGGUGGACGCCUCGGAAGAGAAUGAUGGGUACUCCAGCGGCGAGGACCCCAUGAACUCUGAUCCCGAGGAUGAAAUAGGAAAGAAGCUUGCUCCAGGAAAAUAUACGGUGGUAGCCGAUUGCGAGAAGGCGGGACCUCAGGAGCUGUCUGUCAAGAGUGGUGAUGUGGUCCAGCUGAUCAGAGAAGGAGAGGAGGGACAGUGGUUUGUGAAGAAUCUUCGCAGCAGUAAAGAGGGCUGGGUGGCAGCAGCGAACCUCCUCAGCCUCAUCUCAGAGUCCAAAUCAUCCCAGUCGCUCAGCAGCUCAGAUGGCAGCGUCUCCGGGAACCUCAGCACUUCUUCCAGCUGCAGUGAGACCUACACCAGCUACUCUGACAUCAAACCCUGACCCGCAGUCGCUGUCCAGGUGGAAUUACAAAACCUAAAGCUGACCCUGACAGGAGUCUGGGAUUUGACGUGUUCUUUUCAUCACAAAUCCACCUCAUAGCUUGUCGGAUCCACUGAAAAACCAAAGCAAUCAUCGUAUCUCUGCGUUAUGUUUCUGUCACUUACAGUAUUUACUGUCCCCUGUCUAACUGCAAAUGAGAAAUAGCUUAUUUAAACUCAGUAUUAUAAUCUCAUUUUACCUUCAAAAAGAUCUGCAUGUUGGUAGAAUUUUAAGGCAUUUGUACUGUUCAUUCCGUUGGCAGAAGGUUCAGAUAACUGAAAUAUCAGGGAAAAAUUGUUCCUCAACAUAUGCGUUUUGUGAUGCCUCACUUCCUGUCAGGUCGUCUUUAAAAAUCUCUGCAAACUCCAGAGAAAAGUUAAAUGUCUUUAAUCUCAUAGCUUCCUGAAUGUACAUUUUUCAGCGCUCUGUUUAACCCUCCUGAUUAUGUAGCAUCAAAGUGGACAAAUUUAAAGAGCAUCUGCACUAAGCGUGAGCCGCCUGCGGCUCGCAGUGCUGUCGCUAUCGACGUCAAGGUCGAUCACAUCGCAGCACAGCGACAGAUUCUUGUGUGAAACACCUACAGGUACAGAUACUACAAGACCUGGUGUCAGAUAUUAAUCGUACACUGUGAAAACUGGCAGCUGGCUGCAACAAGAACGAACGCUCUCGGCGCAUCCUGGAGCACCACUGUGCAGGUCAAACGUUUGGGUCUGGUUUGUCGCGGGUUCGAUCCCUGUAGGGGUUGAAGCAGUUGGUUUGUCACGCUGUAUUCCAUUAUCAUUGAUGCAAGCUUCCCAUAACCCUGGUAUUCUUAACUGCUAAUUAAAACGCAGAGUCAAAUAUCUCACUGGGUGAAUGUCACCAACAGCACUACCUGGUGGUCUUGCACUUCUCCAACACACAAGUACAAAUCACUUACACACAGAGAGCGGCAGCUUGGAGCAGCUACUACACCUCUUUAUUUUUAUAACUCACCUCUGAACUGCUCUGAAUUUACCUCUCAGGAAGCCCAAGAUGUUGUGUGGGCAGGCAGGUGUGACUGCAUACCUGCUUGUGUCAACAUACACGUCUUUGUGUGUCUCUGUGUGUGUGUGUGUGUGUGUGCACUCUUCUGAACAAACCCAACAAAAGGAUGUCACAAACCUCCAGAUGUGUGGAGAAGAUAGAGGUCAGACAGAAAGAGUCAUUCUGAACAACUGCUGGAUGCAUUUCAGGGUUUACUGAUGAUCGCAUUUUACCCAGGAGCCCCAUAACCUCUAGUUUAAAAAUCCAUACAUGUCAAUACACUGCAUUUAAAUCCACUUUUUAUUUCACUGCCACUGUGCUCACCUAUAUUUGGUCUGCACUGCAACAACAAAAGCAGGCUUUGUCCCCUCCCUGUGCUCCCAGCCCCGCUCAGGCAUGUGACACUCGCCACUUCUCUACAAGCAGGACUAACUGGGGCCCAGACCUUCGCAACAUGCUCGCGCCACCAGCCUUGAGAGCAGUAUUUGUUUACUUGACACCGUGAUGUAGCUAAAUAAUCGUCAUAUAAAACAAACAAAUAAUAAUAAUAAUAAUAAUAACGACAGAAGCCCCUAGUUGGCCUUGUUUUGGCCCUGGAGUGGAAAUGAGGAUGAAAUGCUGCGAUGCCCUUCUUUACACACACAAACAAUGAAGCUGUACUGCCCUCAAUGACACCUUUUUUUUUUCUUACCUUCUUUUUCAAGUGUUUUUUUUUUUUAUAUCCCAAGAUUUCUACUCUAUCUAAUCUAUCUGCAAAGCGCAAUGUAAAACAAUCUCUUCCUUUUUUCCGACUGUAAUGUUGAAUGUGGUGCUCUGUUAUUAAAAAGAGCAGAGUGCUGUUACAUUAAACCUAGCUCCACCUGUUUACUGUAUUUGCCCACCGGCAUAACAAACAUAACAAAACCACUGUUUCUUUGUUAGUUUUUUUUUUUUUUUUUUUCAAUUUACAGUCGAAUCACUCAAAGCGUGUCCUCUCUGGGAAAGGAAAGAUUGUUCUCCAGAAAAAAGGAAGAAACUAGUUUACAGGCCUUUCAAACUGUGAGCUGAAGCAGAGUAAACUGUGGCUGGCUUUACGUGUUGAUCCGUCUUAAGUUCUGUUGAAGACUGAGAAAUGUGUGUGUUCCACUUGUACAGAUGCGUCCUCUAUACCUCACGUUGUUUUCCUCGACAGCAUGUAUAUUGUGAAGGGGAUCAUGUUUCGUCGCUUUGUGUAUCGUCACUCUUUGUGGCAUGUUCUCCAUAGCCCCUGUUUUAGAGCUCUCGUGUUAAAAAAAAACAAACAAACAAACAAAAAAAGCCCUGGAUGAGGCAAGAUUUUUUACCAGACACUGUUGUAUUUUGUGAGUUUUCCUGCCCUCUUGAAAAAGCUGACGCGGGCACUAAACUUGUCAGUGUUUAAUCACGAUGACACAAUAAAGGUUAUUGAAUCAUUUGUACUUUUGACUCGGAGGAUGGACAGAUGACAAGGGUUAUAUUUUUUAGUUUCUUUUUAUGCAGCACAUUGCAGCAACUACCGUCUUUAUUUUCCUACUGUAUCUACUGAAUAUGGUGUUGAUAUGAAGAUAUUAUAAUGAGAAAUAUCUGUGUAUAUUUGUAAAUAUGUAAUUCUGUAUUGUAUGUAAAAUGAAAAGCAGCUUUAAUAAAGUCUGAGAUGGUUUCCUCUA